GCCUGAUAAUACUAGAUGCGCCCAAAAAUAGGUUAAAGUGAAUGACGUCAUCAAUUAUCACUUAAAUCCAUCAAACAUGGACCCAACCAACAAAGCAAAAGGACCUUCACCUCACUACUCACUGUACCAACGUGAGAUAUUCAGACAAGGUGGAACGGAAGGAAAGUUGCCGCAUUUCUCUGUGCACUCUGAUGAGCUCGUUGAAUCUACCAAGAAGAAAUUGAGCGAUAGAGCCUACUUUUAUGCAAACUCCAAUGCUGGUCUUGGAUGGACCGAUAGAGCCAAUCGAGAGGCGUUCUACUCCUGGCGUAUAAUUCCUCGAAUGCUCGUGGACACCAAUGUUCGCGAUUUAUCUGUCGAACUCUUUGGGCACCGCAUUCCCGCCCCAAUUCUCUUCGCUCCCAUCGGGAUAAACAAACUGUACUCACCCGAGGGCGAACUUAUUCCAGCCAAGAUUGCAGGAGAACUGGGUCUUCCUUAUUGUCUCUCCACAGCAGCUUCUAAUUCGAUUGAAGACGUUGCAGCUGCAAACGAUUCAGGUGCUUCGUCAAUUGCCAGCGACGGAGGCAAUUACUGUCAAGUCCGUGCUGGUAGCAAUGCAAAAUCUCCUCGAUUUUUCCAACUCUACAUGGGCCACGACGAUGAUGUCACCAUGAGCCUCUUGGAACGCGCUUGGAAGUCCGGAUUCGAUGUAUGCAUGUUAACAGUCGAUACCUGGCAGCUAGGGUGGAGGCCCACCGACAUAAAUCUCGCGAACUAUGUAUUCUACUAUCCUCCCGGGACUACCGGCAAUGAAUUAGGAGCUUCCGAUCCUGUAUUCAUGGGCAAAUACGGAGAUGAACUAAAGAAUGACUCUGGAAAAUGGAUAGAUUCUUCUGUUUGGCACGGAAAGGCGCAUACAUGGGAGAAAAUGCCCUGGCUUAUCAAACAGUGGAAAAGGAUAUCGGGCGGUCGUCCUUUUGUCAUUAAAGGGAUUCAAAGUGCGGAAGAUGCUCUGAAGGCAUAUGAGAUCGGAUGCGAAGGAAUUGUCGUGACAAAUCAUGCUGGAAGGCAAGUGGAUGGUGCUGUAGGGAGCUUGGAAGUUCUACCUGAAAUUGUUGACGCUGUUGGAGAUAAGAUGAAGAUUAUCUUCGACUCCGGUAUCAGAACGGGCUCAGAUGUGUUCAAAGCUAUUGCUUUGGGCGCACACGCUGUACAAGUCGGAAGGCUUUAUGUUUGGGGUAUGGCUCAUGAAGGUGAGGCAGGGUGUAGGCACGUUAUGAAGUCGUUGUUAGCAGAUCUCGAUAUCACCAUGACCGUUGCCGGAUAUCCAUCCGUCACGCGAGAUGUUAAUCGCAAGGCGUUGAAACGUAAUGAGAGUGGGGUUUAUCCCAGAGGCGAACAUGCGAAACUGUAGAUAGAACAACAUGACUAUAAGAAAGAGCAGAAUGUAAAUCCUGUUUAGGACUGUUCUUUGAUUGAAAAUGCCGAGCACUCUCCCACA
Molecule: messenger RNA, 1483 nt
Organism: Lentinula edodes (shiitake mushroom)
Lineage: Eukaryota; Fungi; Basidiomycota; Agaricomycetes; Agaricales; Omphalotaceae
Product: FMN-dependent dehydrogenase
Exons: 11
Coding region: 77-1396 (439 amino acids)
Molecular function (GO): FMN binding; oxidoreductase activity
Source: RefSeq, a predicted model, not a curated record